Molecule: messenger RNA, 2479 nt
Organism: Lycium barbarum (goji berry)
Lineage: Eukaryota; Viridiplantae; Streptophyta; Magnoliopsida; Solanales; Solanaceae
Product: probable metal-nicotianamine transporter YSL7
Exons: 6
Coding region: 239-2305 (688 amino acids)
Cellular component (GO): membrane
Molecular function (GO): oligopeptide transmembrane transporter activity
Source: RefSeq, a predicted model, not a curated record
UUGAUAAGGACUACUACCAUAUCCCCUUUGAUGUGACACAUCCCAAUAUAGUGUCCUAUUUCUGAUCAACUUCUUCAAUAUAAAGAAAAAACAGAGAAAAAAAGUCCCCUGUUUUAUUUGAAACAUCCCACAGCAGUCAUCAAUAUACAGUCAAAUACCCAUCUCAGCUUCAAGAAAACAAAGAAAAAAAGAACCCCACAAAUCCAAAAAAAAAUCUUUUUUCUUUGUUUUGUUGGCCAUGGAUAGAUCCAACAGUGUGAGUAGAAACAGAAAGAAAAAUAAUGACACCCAAAGAGAAGAAGAAGUAGGAGAAGAAGCUUCUGUGGAAAGGAUAUUUGAGUCAAAAGAAGUGCCACCAUGGCAAAAACAGUUAACAUUGAGGGCUUUUUGUGUGAGUUUCAUAUUGGGAAUUCUAUUCACUUUCAUUGUCAUGAAACUGAGUCUCACAACUGGUAUUAUACCUUCACUCAAUGUAUCUGCUGGACUUUUGGGGUUCUUUUUUGUCAAGAUUUGGACUAGACUUCUUGAGAAAUCUGGGUUUCUUAAACAACCUUUUACUCGUCAAGAAAACACUGUUAUUCAGACCUGUGUUGUUGCUACUUCCGGCAUUGCAUUUAGCGGAGGUUUUGGAAGCUAUCUGUUUGCGAUGAGUGAAGUUGCUGCCAAACAGUCAACUGAAGCUAAUAAUGCAUUUAAUAUUAAGAACCCUUCUUUGGGAUGGAUGAUAGGGUUUCUUUUCGUUGUUAGCUUUCUUGGCCUUUUCUCAGUUGUUCCUCUUCGUAAGAUUAUGAUCGUAGACUUCAAACUGACUUAUCCAAGUGGCACUGCAACUGCUCACCUGAUCAAUAGUUUCCAUACGCCACAAGGAGCUAAGCUAGCAAAGAAACAAGUAAAAACUCUGGCAAAGUUCUUCAGCUUCAGCUUCGUAUGGGGUUUCUUCCAAUGGUUUUUCACUGCUGGGGAUGACUGUGGAUUUGCGAGCUUCCCCACCUUUGGUCUCAAAGCAUAUGAGAACAAGUUUUACUUUGACUUCUCAGCAACAUAUGUUGGUGUUGGGAUGAUUUGUCCUUAUCUAAUCAACAUAUCUUUGGUACUUGGAUCUAUCCUUUCUUGGGGUAUAAUGUGGCCUCUGAUUCAGGAAAGAAAGGGUCAUUGGUUCCCUGCAGAUCAGAGUCCCAGCAGCCUUCAUGGCUUGCAGGGCUAUAGGGUCUUCAUAGCAAUAGCCAUGAUCCUUGGUGAUGGUCUCUACAAUUUCUGCAAGGUAUUUGGACGAACAUUAUAUGGUUUGUAUUUGCAGUUUCGCAGUAAAAAUGAAGGAGCAGUCCUGCCAGUUGGUGCUCCUACAGAGCCCUCCAUGUCUUUUGAUGACCAGCGACGAACAGAGCUUUUCCUCAAGGAUCAAAUUCCAACAUGGGUUUCCAUAGUUGGUUAUGUUGGCAUUGCCGUCAUCUCUACUAUAACACUUCCACACAUUUUCCCUCAACUUAAGUGGUACCAUAUCAUCGUGAUUUAUAUUUUUGCACCGGUAUUAGCCUUCUGUAAUGCUUAUGGUUGUGGUCUAACUGACUGGUCUUUGGCAUCCACCUACGGAAAGCUGGCAAUCUUUACGAUUGGUGCAUGGGCCGGGCUUUCUCAUGGAGGGGUUCUUGCUGGACUAGCCGCAUGUGGUGUCAUGAUGAACAUAGUCUCCACUGCAUCCGACCUAACACAGGAUUUUAAGACUGGUUAUAUGACAUUAGCUUCCCCACGGUCCAUGUUCGUAAGCCAGAUUAUUGGCACAGCAAUGGGUUGUGUCAUCUCGCCAUGUGUAUUUUGGCUCUUCUAUAAGGCGUUUCCUGACUUAGGUACCCAAGGUUCAGCAUACCCAGCCCCUUAUGCCUUGGUGUAUCGUAACAUGUCUAUCAUUGGAGUUGAAGGUUUCUCAGCUCUUCCGAAGAACUGCCUCACCCUGUGCUACGUAUUCUUCAUAGGAGCAAUUGUAAUCAAUGGCAUCAGAGAUCUCGCAGGAAAGAACAAGGCAAAGUACAUUCCUCUCCCAAUGGCUAUGGCUAUACCCUUUUAUCUUGGCUCCUACUUUGCUAUUGAUAUGUGUCUCGGUAGCUUGAUAUUGUUUGUUUGGACAAAGAUUAACAAGGCCAAGGCUGAUGCAUUUGGCCCUGCCGUGGCUUCUGGUCUGAUUUGUGGUGAUGGGAUAUGGACCUUACCCAGUUCAGUUCUGGCUUUGGCAGGAGUGAAUCCACCCAUUUGCAUGAAGUUUCUGUCUAGGAAUGCUAACGCUAGGGUCGAUAGUUUCUUAAGUUCUUGAACUCCCUUCUAGACUAGUAGGUGUUUAUCAUUCUCUCUUAUUCUGUUAGUAUUGUCAGUGUAAAUCUGUUAGUAUUGUCACAUUUACACUGAAAUUGUUGGUGUAUAUAUCUAGUGCUACAAUUGUUUUAAAUCAUGUCAGAUCAAUUUGAACGGGAAUGCUAUGUUGACUUAA